GCGAGCGUGCAAAGGGUAGAGGAAGUACUUGUCAAGGGUGGAUUGUUGUGUUUUACUUUGUAUUUUACUUCAAAUUUCUUGCAUAAAAAUGGCUAAAGCAUCUUUAUCUACGCAGUUCAGGAAAGUUGACGUUGACGAGUUAGACGAGAAUCAGUUUCAAGACGAUCAGGGCGAAGAUGCGGCGGAAAGUGGGCCAAAUGAAAGCGAAGUGAACAACCUCAUCUUACAAAAAAACAACAAAGAGGCCCUUAAGGCAGUUCUUCGCAAUCCACCUUUAGCAUCAAAGAAUCAAUCCACAAAGGACAAAGCAUUCAAUUUGGUUAUGAGAGUAUUACAGGCUUUUAAAGCAAGCGAAAUCGAGGCUGGGAUUAAAGUCCUAGAUAAAACAGAAGUGGAUGUUUUAAUGAAAUACAUUUAUAAAGGUUUUGAAAAGUCAUCAGACAAUGCAAGUGCUAUUUUGUUAGCUUGGCAUGACAAGGCUGUAGCAGUUGGUGGAAUUGGUUCAAUUGUUCGUGCAAUGUCUGACAGAAAAACUGUCUAAACUAUCAUAUACUUAGCCAGGGUUUUUCUUGGAGAACUGAACACAUUUUAUAAACUCUAUGACUCAUCUCUAUAAGUAUAAUACAUUGACCUGUGAUAAAUAAUUUUCUACUAAAUAUUUGUAAAUUUAUAUUGUUGAAUUAAAAUGUCACAUGUUAUUAAAGUGAUUACAUCCAUCUA
Molecule: messenger RNA, 720 nt
Organism: Dendronephthya gigantea
Lineage: Eukaryota; Metazoa; Cnidaria; Anthozoa; Malacalcyonacea; Nephtheidae
Product: actin-related protein 2/3 complex subunit 5-A-like
Exons: 4
Coding region: 89-541 (150 amino acids)
Biological process (GO): Arp2/3 complex-mediated actin nucleation; regulation of actin filament polymerization; cell migration
Cellular component (GO): cytoplasm; Arp2/3 protein complex; actin cytoskeleton
Molecular function (GO): actin filament binding
Source: RefSeq, a predicted model, not a curated record